Penicillium canariense is the source of this 777-nucleotide messenger RNA. RefSeq lists its product as uncharacterized. The transcript is spliced from 2 exons. NCBI's taxonomy places the organism in Eukaryota, Fungi, Ascomycota, Eurotiomycetes, Eurotiales, Aspergillaceae. The coding region runs from base 1 to 777 and encodes 258 amino acids. The record is from RefSeq and is a predicted model, not a curated record.
AUGGCAAAGCGCAGGGCUUAUACCAAGGUCACCGGCGCCCCAGACUAUGAUGAUCCUGAAUUCUGGGAUGCCAGAUUUGCGACCGGCCAAGAUGUUGGCGAAUGGCUGAACUCGGGUGAAGUGCUGAUUGACAGUGUCUUGUCGGCCCUCGAGCACCGGCCAAGCUUCGAUACCCGUACACCACGUAUCUUGCACCUAGGCCCGGGUGUUUCGAAGCUAGGAUUGAAGCUUCGAGAUGCUUGUCUCAAGAGGCGGUGGCCUGGUCACGGUAUCGUGAACGUGGAUUUUUCCGCGGAAGCCGUUCGCAUUGGUCGAGCCAUCGAAUAUCAAAAGACCCCAGACCAAGCCAUGCAUUGGCAGCGCGCCGACCUGCUCUCAUGGGAUGAUAUUUCCAGCGUGGCUCGUUUCGCGCCUUUCGAUGUGAUUCUUGAUAAAAGCACUAGCGACGCGAUAGCUACUUCCAUCGACCAGAUUUUUAACGUGACGGAUGAUAUGUCAGGUGUCUGCCCGAUCGUUCAAGAGAUCCUCUCUCGAAAUGGCUCGGUCGCGCUGUCUCCGGUCGAAUUACUAGCCUUGCACCUGGUCCCUCUUACCCGGAAAGACACUACGUGGAUCACGUUGUCAUACUCCACUCUACGGUUCGAUAACCUCCCAUUCCUUGCGGAACAUUGGUCUUUGCGAUCGCGGAUGCCUUUGAAGGCGCCACCUGGGCCCGUCUCUUCCACCGUCCAUACCCCCGAGGUAUUCCACUGGUUAUAUGUAUUGGACCGGAAGUAG